Messenger RNA from Ambispora leptoticha, 1612 nucleotides. Lineage: Eukaryota; Fungi; Glomeromycota; Glomeromycetes; Archaeosporales; Ambisporaceae. The record is from the annotation of a GenBank genome assembly.
AUGCGCAUCAUAUUAAAAGUUAUCUAUAAAAUUUUAACUUUAACUCGAGAUGGACUAAAAUCCUAUAGUUCUUUGAAUGAAUUUUUAGAGAAGCCUAUCCUAUCAUUCGACGUGGAACGUGUGACAUCCAUGAAGCUGACUACUUUAGGAAAUAAGACAAAAAGUGAUAAUCUGGUCUGGAUAUCGAUGGUGCCCAAUUACACAUAUUUUUUGUUUCUUACUUUUGCUCUAAUUACUUUUGAAAAUGUUAAUUCACAAGUAGCAAGAUACGGACAUACAGCUAAUCUUAUAAACCAAAAAAUAUAUAUUAUUGGUGGAAAAGAUGCAACUGGCGCGUUUGUCAAUGAAAUGCAAAUACUGGAUCUUUCAUCAAAUUUUUCUUUAGCUAAUAUUUCCAACAAUUUUAUAAAGAUUACUUCCCUGAAUUUUUCUGUCGCAUGGGGAACGUCUGUUGAUAAUGGCUCUAAUAUUUUUUAUUUUGGUGGCGUCACAUCAGAGAAUAAAACAACUGCGGACAUUAUCCAAUACGAUCCAAAACAAAAUCAAAUAUCCAAACCCCUUGAAGUUUCAGCAUCACCGAGUGCACGGCGCGGCUUAAAUUCAGUCAUUGAUCAAAACGGAAAAUGGUAUAUUUAUGGCGGGUCUAGCGAUGUUGAUGAUAACUAUCAUAACUUGACGUCAAAUUCCGAUACAGCUGUAUAUUAUUUAAUGUUGACGUCAAAUGACGAUUCUUUAACAUUUGCAACAAAAAUGUUUCCAGAUCAAACGUUAAACCGAUUUGACUAUACAGCGACAGUAAUAGGCAAUAAUAUUAUAUAUAUUGGUGGUCUUCGAACAACCAAUGACUUCAUUGGAAUGGAAGAAAUUGGGAUAUUUCAGACAGAUACAAUGGAAUGGAGAAAAAUAAUUGCUGCAAACGCCGCCGGUCUGGUGCCAAACCGUGGUGGUCAUACUGCUGUAAAAUUAAACGACAAUAGUAUUUUGAUAUAUGGCGGAUACUCUCCAAAUCCAAUGAACAAUAGUAAUGCUGUUGCAUUAUUGAGCAUUCAAAAUUUGGGCGCUCAAAAUGGUGAAACCUUCACUUGGAAAUUACCAACUAUUUCAUCGUCGCCGUAUCAAAAUCAACAACAGAUACCUUAUUGGCAUACAGCAACAAUCUACAAUAAUUAUAUGAUUGUUGUUUAUGGCAAAUUUGAUAAUACUAUGACUACUCAGCCAGCACCAGUAGCUAUUCUUGAUGUCAGUAAUGAGGCUUCUAUGACAUGGGUUCAAUCAAUAACUAGCACACCAAUAGCUACCACACCAACUAUCACACCAAUAACUACCAAACCAAAAUCUGGCGGAAAGAAAAAUAAUCCUGGGAAACAAAAAGAAUUGAAGGAUGGCCAAAUUCAAGAUUCCAUUCAAUCAACGCAAAAUUUAGCUGAAAUGGUACAAGAAUCGAAUUCUAACAAUCCGGAAAUGGUUCAACAUUCGAAUAAUAUUAAUCGAUUCGUGCAAUCACAUCACUUACCUGAGAAAAUCAUGAGCAAAUCAAAUAAUCAGAUUAUCCAACAGCCAACUGCAAGAAAUAAUAAAUUUAAUUUUCAUGUCUCCUUUCACUCGCCAAUUC